GGGAAUCAUCGGUUCAUAUUUCCCACCAUUCGAACAUGCAAUGGCUUCCCCCCAUUCGAUUUGAUUCGAUUGUUUUGUCAAUAUCGCGAAAACGUGCCUGAACACAACCCAGUGAACAUUACUGCUAGAAUAACGCAAAGAUGAAGAUCGAAGAGGUGAAGAGCUCUGCAAAAACGCAGAGAAUAUCAGCCCACACGCACAUAAAGGGUUUAGGACUUGAUGAGAGCGGAGAAGCGAUGCAAUCAGCAGCCGGCCUCGUGGGUCAGGCGCAGGCACGAGAGGCUGCUGGUAUCAUUGUGGACCUGAUAAGGUCUAAGAAAAUGGCAGGUCGUGCAGUUCUCCUGGCAGGCCCCCCAGGUACUGGUAAAACUGCUAUUGCCCUGGCCAUUGCCCAGGAACUAGGCAACAAAGUGCCAUUUUGUCCAAUGGUGGGAUCAGAGGUCUACAGUUCGGAGAUAAAGAAGACUGAAGUCCUCAUGGAGAACUUCAGACGAGCCAUUGGUCUCAGGAUAAAAGAGACUAAAGAGGUUUACGAGGGUGAAGUGACGGAAUUAACGCCUGUUGAAACAGAGAACCCCAUGGGAGGAUAUGGCAAGACUGUGUCCCACGUCAUUAUUGGACUGAAAACAGCCAAGGGGACGAAGCAAUUGAAGCUGGAUCCGUCGAUUUAUCAAUCACUGCAGAAGGAAAAAGUCGAGACUGGGGAUGUGAUCUACAUCGAGGCCAACAGUGGAGCUGUCAAGAGACAGGGAAGGAGUGACAAUUAUGCUACAGAGUUCGAUCUCGAGGCUGAGGAGUAUGUGCCACUACCUAAGGGGGAUGUCCACAAGAAGAAGGAGGUCAUUCAGGAUGUGACACUUCAUGAUCUCGAUGUGGCCAAUGCUAAACCACAGGGGGGACAGGACAUAAUGUCGAUGAUGGGGCAAUUGAUGAAGCCGAAGAAGACGGAAAUUACUGACAAACUAAGAAAGGAGAUAAACAAAGUAGUGAAUCAAUACAUCGAUCAGGGGAUAGCAGAGCUAGUUCCGGGGGUUCUCUUCGUCGACGAGGUUCACAUGUUAGAUAUAGAGACAUUUACGUAUCUCCAUCGGUCCCUCGAGAGUGCCAUCGCCCCCAUUGUCAUAUUCGCCACAAACAGAGGACAUUGUGUCAUCAGGGGAACAGAAGACAUCGUUGCACCCCAUGGCAUUCCCCUCGAUCUUCUCGAUCGUCUCCUCAUCAUCAAGACACUUCCAUACUCCAAAUCAGAAAUUGAACAGAUUGUGAAGCUCAGAGCUGUCACCGAGGGCCUUCAACUGGAGGACGAGGCGUUCACUGCACUUGGGGAUCUUGGAACCACAACUACUCUGCGUUAUGUCGUUCAAUUACUGACACCUGCAGCUCUCACAGCCAAAGUCAAUGGCAGGACAACCAUCAAGAAAGAAGAUAUUGAAGAAGUGGGGGGACUCUUCCUUGACGCCAAGUCUUCAGCUAAAAUAUUGACGCAACAGAAGGAUAAGUUUAUGAUGUGAAUUAUGGUAUUUCGCUUUAUCUCAGGAAUAAAUAACUUUUUUAAUUACAUAUGAA
Molecule: messenger RNA, 1566 nt
Organism: Diachasma alloeum
Lineage: Eukaryota; Metazoa; Arthropoda; Insecta; Hymenoptera; Braconidae
Gene: pont
Product: ruvB-like helicase 1
Exons: 3
Coding region: 141-1511 (456 amino acids)
Biological process (GO): regulation of transcription by RNA polymerase II; box C/D snoRNP assembly; chromatin remodeling
Cellular component (GO): NuA4 histone acetyltransferase complex; Ino80 complex; R2TP complex
Molecular function (GO): DNA helicase activity; ATP binding; ATP hydrolysis activity
Source: RefSeq, a predicted model, not a curated record